Messenger RNA from Cynara cardunculus var. scolymus (artichoke), 531 nucleotides. Its product is annotated as cell wall / vacuolar inhibitor of fructosidase 1-like. The record is from RefSeq and is a predicted model, not a curated record. Lineage: Eukaryota; Viridiplantae; Streptophyta; Magnoliopsida; Asterales; Asteraceae. Gene Ontology annotation, biological process: negative regulation of catalytic activity. The coding region runs from base 1 to 531 and encodes 176 amino acids. Gene Ontology annotation, molecular function: enzyme inhibitor activity. The transcript has a single exon.
AUGGCGAUAAAGCUGUCAUCUCUUUUUACCAUUGUCUUUCUUCUUCUUGUUCUUCAAGAAACCAUAUUAUUUUCAGCCAUGGCAGACAUGAAGUUCAUACAGGACACAUGCAAGUCCACUCCCAACUAUGAUUUAUGCGUUAAGACUAUAUUGGCAGAUCCUAAGAGCCAAGAUGCAGAUUUAACAAACUUAGCUCUCAUCGUAGUUAAUGCAAUCAAAGAAAAAGGUAUCAACACCAUAAACUACGUCAAGAGUUUGGAGAGCGAUCGACCGGAGUUGAAGUCGCCGCUAGAGUAUUGUGCUAACGUGUAUAAUGCUAUAGUGACGGCAGACGUUCCUGAAGCCGUUACCGCAUUGACUCAAGGUAAUCCAAAGUUUGCUGAGGACGGAGUUGCUGAUUGCGCAGUAGAAUCGCAGGCAUGCGAGAGCACUUUUGGCCAGUAUGGUCAAGCAUCUCCUAUGACAAACAUGAAUAAGGAUAUGGGAGAUCUUGCUAAUGUAGCUAGGGCCUUGAUUAGGAUGCUACUGUAA